Scutellospora calospora is the source of this 235-nucleotide messenger RNA. NCBI's taxonomy places the organism in Eukaryota, Fungi, Glomeromycota, Glomeromycetes, Diversisporales, Gigasporaceae. The record is from the annotation of a GenBank genome assembly.
UUUAUUUCAUCUGUACAAACAAAUGAAAUUAGGACAUUAUUCGUUUCAAAAUCCGGCCUUGAAACAUCCAAAAAAUUAAUUGAUGAUUAUAAUUCUGGAAAAUUAAAAGAUGUAAAUUCAAAAAGUUUAUGGAAAGCAAAAAAAAAGCGAUUGUCGAUCCCAGACACUGGUGAACCAAUAUUUUUACCAUUUAGAAUGUCAUGCUUUGUACCGACUAAUCUUGUUGUUGUCGCUG